AUGCACGAUCUAAAUGGAUAUAAAUCUAUUGUUGCAGCUUUCGAGCGCUCCAGAGAAGGACACAAAAAUGAAAACGGACAGUUUUUCCCAGCAACUCAGUACGCUCAGUACAGCAUGCUUGUCGACCACUUCUAUGAUGGUAAAGCCUCCGGAAAAAUUCGAGACUUUUUUGCGAAGUGCUCUAAAAUUUUACUGAUAUGUGAUCCACCAUUUGGAGUAUUCUUGGAGCCACUCAUGCAUACUAUAGAAUCUCUCCAACAGCGCUACAAGGAAGCACGCGGUGAGAAAUCGGCGGAGUUUUACGGGUGCAUUGUGAUUCCGAUGUUCGUUGGCAAGUACAUUUUACGAAGCUAUAAGGACUACUGGAUGAGUGACUAUAGAGCUUCAAAAACCACUGUUAGAUGCUUCACGAACCUGAAGCCCGAUGUGUUCGACUUGUCCAAAGUGAACGGUUACAAGUUCUGCGAAUUCUGCGAGAGGUACGUUUCCAAUGCCAACAAACACUGCUUCAUGUGCUCAGCAUGUACAUCCAAGGAUGGUUCCCCGUACAAGCACUGUGAACUGUGCAUGCGUUGCGUGAAGAAAAGCUAUCGACACUGUAAAAAGUGCGAACGCUGCCAUCUGGAGGGUCGUUGUUUCAACGGCGAAGUUCAGGAGUGCGAAGAGCAAUAG
Molecule: messenger RNA, 672 nt
Organism: Ostertagia ostertagi
Lineage: Eukaryota; Metazoa; Nematoda; Chromadorea; Rhabditida; Trichostrongylidae
Source: the annotation of a GenBank genome assembly